GGUAGAAAAACACAGAACUCUGGGGACAGCUGGUGCCUCCCUGGUUACCGACAGAAGCAGCCAGUCUGCACUAAGGCCAACGACUCCCGCAGCCGGCAGAGGGUGAAGGCAAGGCGACCCUCCCCGCUGGAAAGCAGCUGGUAACUAGCACCCACAUUCUCCAGUUGGCUCUGUAGCUGUGAGGAAUGGCUAUGGAAGAUCCCGACAAGAAGACUGAAGUGGUGCUGCUGGCCUGUGGGUCCUUCAAUCCCAUCACCAACAUGCAUCUAAGGCUCUUUGAGCUGGCUAAGGACUACUUCCAUGAAACGGGAAAAUACAAAGUCAUCAAAGGAAUAAUUUCACCAGUAGGUGAUGCGUAUAAGAAGAAAGGUCUGAUCGGCGCAAAUCACCGAGUAACUAUGGCAAAACUAGCUACCAAAAACUCCGAUUGGGUGGAAGUUGAUGAUUGGGAAAGCAGCCAGAGUGAGUGGUUGGAAACACUAAAAGUUUUAAGGUACCACCAUCAAAAGCUUUUAUCUCCCGAUGGCACUAAUAUUCUGCAGAAUGCUGUACCUUUAACUAAGCCAGGUCGGAAGAGGAAACAGGAACCGAAUAGGCAUGACCCGGUUAAAAAGAAAAAUCAGAAUCCUGAUAUAAAAAGUGUCCCACAGGUUAAACUGCUUUGUGGAAGUGACAUGCUGGAAUCUUUUGGGAUCCCCAAUCUGUGGAAGUUGGAGGACAUCACUGAAAUUGUGAAAAAUUAUGGCCUUGUAUGCAUCAGCAGGGCUGGAAACAGCGUUGAGAAAUUCAUCUAUGAAUCUGAUAUUUUGUGGAAACAUAAGAAUAACAUUCACCUUGUGGAAGAAUGGAUCACAAAUGACAUUUCCUCCACCAAGAUUAGGAGAGCACUGCGGAGGGGCCAGAGCAUUCGUUACCUAGUACCUGAUGUAGUUCAAGCAUACAUAGAAAAAAAUAAUCUCUAUACUCCAGAGAGUGAAGAAAGGAAUGCUGGGGUUGUGUUGGCUGCUUUACAGAAAAAUGCAAGUGCUUCCAAGAACUAACAGCCACUAUACAACUAACUUUUUGCUGUGAAAUAAGUUACAGUUCAGUACAGGAAGGUGUGGUUUUUGGGGGUUGGGGUUUUGUUUGGGUUUUUUUAAAGUAAAUAGUAGGCUAAUUCUGUGGCUUUAGUACAUAUUAGUUGCCUUGAGGCUUGUUGCACUCAAUAACUGAAUCUGCACAAUCGUUUUUAAUCAAUAAGGUUUUCAUUUUUAGACAUUUUUUCACAGUCCAAUGAACUAAGUACAAGAAUUCACACUUGCAUGUGACAAUUAACAAACAAACAAAAAAUGUUCUGAUUCCUUUUAACUCGGACUGCUCUGACUGCUAUUUAUAAAAUAGUAACACAAAUAUUUUUAAUAACUUACAGUGUCUUAACAGACAAAGACAUUUAAUUUCAAAAUGGUCCACUUACUGAUUGUAAAUCAAUAUAACUCAUUUUUUAAAGAAUUGCCAACAUGUGGUAUGUCUCAAAGAAAUAAUUUAGAUCUAUCCUGGAAAGGAAAAAUUUACUCCUGGCUGAAGUGAUGCAUUGCCUGCCUUUCAGAUAUGCAGCCUGUUCAUCUGCCGUCACGCAAUUUGCUCCCAGAAAUAAUUUGUGCUUUACUUUUCCACUCAUGUUGCAGAACUGUAUGUUAAGCUCAGCAUGGUUUCUCAUGGAAGGACAGACCUACUUCAGAAACUGGUUUACAGCCACUGAUUUAAUGGAUAUAAAUUAAUAGUAGUAUCAUUGCACUGAUUCUCAGACAGUUGUCCCUUUAUUUCAAAUAAUAAAUGAGCUCUUACAUUUGAGCCAAAUGUAUAUAGCCAGAGUUGUUUUCUGCAACUGGAGUUGAGAAGAAAUGGUACGAUAUUAAGACUGUACAAAAGUGAAAUGUUUUUCUUUGCUAGAAAUCUGGUUUUGAAUCUAACAGUGUACUGUCUGUAUUAGGUGAAUAUAAACUAGAGAAGCACCGUGAAUAUCAUGGUAAUAGAAUUCUACCUCCCUUUA
Molecule: messenger RNA, 2029 nt
Organism: Calidris pugnax (ruff)
Lineage: Eukaryota; Metazoa; Chordata; Aves; Charadriiformes; Scolopacidae
Gene: NMNAT1
Product: nicotinamide nucleotide adenylyltransferase 1
Exons: 5
Coding region: 186-1040 (284 amino acids)
Biological process (GO): NAD+ biosynthetic process
Molecular function (GO): nicotinate-nucleotide adenylyltransferase activity; nicotinamide-nucleotide adenylyltransferase activity
Source: RefSeq, a predicted model, not a curated record